Messenger RNA from Rotaria sp. Silwood2, 1107 nucleotides. NCBI's taxonomy places the organism in Eukaryota, Metazoa, Rotifera, Eurotatoria, Philodinida, Philodinidae. The record is from the annotation of a GenBank genome assembly.
AUGAAACUUAUCUUUGUAUCUAUUCUAUUAUGUGCGACUAUUUAUGUCGCUUGUGGUUUAAAAUUACUUGCAUCAUCAUCACGUCAAUUAAAUCGUCGAGAAACUAAAUUAAUCAAACGAUUAGUCAAACGACAAGCACUUAGUGAUUCAAAGUGUGAUCGUCGUAGUUGUAAGACUCCAAAUUGUGGCAAAGAUUUUGUAGCAGCUGCUUUACCUGGAGAAUGUUGUGAAAAAUGUGUACCAUGGGAAUAUGCUUCAAGUUUAGGUAUUCAAUAUCCACAAGCACCAACACAACCAGUUUACGAUCCUCGAACACAACAAGGUUAUCAAUAUAAUCAAUAUCCAUAUAAUCAACCACAACAAAAUCAACCACAACAAAAUCAACCACAACAAUAUCAACCACAACAAUUUCAACCACAACGUGUUGAUGUAUACAUAUUUGGACCUGAUGAUGGUGCUCGUGCAUCAACUGGACAAAGUAUUUAUUUUGAUUGUGAAGUUGUUUCACCUUAUAAUCAAUAUGCUCAACCACGUUGGUCACGAUCUGGAAAUCAGCCAUUACAAUACAAAGUACAGAGUACGAUUCUUCCAGGCAAUCGCAAACUUGCACGAUUAACAAUUCCUGAUGCUACUCAAAGUGAUGCGGGUCGAUAUGAAUGUACUGCUGGUACUGGUAAUCCAAAUGAUCAAGCUUCAAUUGAUUUACAAGUUACUGACGGUGGUUAUUACCCUCGAUCACAACCUCAACCUCAACCACAGCCUCAACCUCAACCACAACCGCAACCACAAUAUCCUCCAUAUGAUCCAUAUAAUCAAUAUCCAUAUAAUCAACCAGGUUACUAUCCACCUCAACCACAACCACAACCUCAACCAGUACCACAACCACAACCAGAACCACAACCGCAACCACAACCACAACCACCUUCUGGUGAUGACGGUGAGAAUGAUGGUGAAUAUACAGGUGGUGAUGACGAUCAAGAAGAACCAGUAGUUGAAACAACAACAACACAAAAACCUACAACGACACCAGCAGCUCCAGAAGAGCCUGCUGAAGGUUAUGAAGAUGAAGGAGAAUAUCCAGAAGAUUAUUCUGAUAGCGAAAAGUAA